AUGUCAAAUCUACCAAAGAAAAUCGACAAAAUUAAUGUACGGGUAGCCGUCAGAGUUAGGCCGAUGAGUGAUACUGAGAGGGCAGAUAAUGCUACGUCUAUUGUAAAAGUUGAAGAGAAGAAAAUGAAGGUUGCGUGCAAAUUGAAGACCUUUUCUGCUUUUGAUAAGGUUUAUGGACCAUCAACCACACAAGAGCGGGUUUAUGCGGAAAUGGUCUCUCCUCAAGUCGAGCGUGUUCUUGCUGGCUAUAAUUGCACCCUUUUCGCAUAUGGGCAAACUGGAACUGGAAAGACGUAUACUAUGGAAGGUGGUUCUGGUGAAAGAGGUUCAUAUAAAGAUGAUCCGACUACUGGUAUCAUCCCGAGAGCAGUCGAGCACAUUUUUGAAGAACUGGAGAAAUCGAAUACUGAUGAAUACAGUGUUCGAGUCAGUUAUCUCGAGCUUUAUAACGAAGAAUUGUAUGACCUGCUAGCACCGACAUCGGAUGAUCGUGAACGACUGAGGAUAUUUGAUGAUCCAUCGAAAAAGGGGAUGGUUGUGAUAUCUGGCGCUGAGGAAAUACCUGUGAAGAAUCGUGGUGAGGUGUAUCGACUUCUGAAGACAGGUGCAGAGAAGCGAAUGACAGCAGCUACUUUGAUGAAUAUGAAUUCUAGCCGUUCGCAUUCAAUAUUCACCGUGAAUGUUGUUGUUAGAGAAAAUACUGUAAAUGGAGAGGAGCUCGUUAAGCAGGGGAAGUUGAAUCUCGUAGAUCUGGCUGGAUCUGAACACAUUGGAAGAUCCGGCGCUGAAGGGAAGAGAGCGAAAGAAGCAGGUAACAUCAAUCAGUCUCUCCUGACUCUGGGAAGAGUCAUAACGGCACUAACAACAUCAGCUCCCCAUGUUCCAUACAGAGAGUCUAAACUCACACGUCUUCUCCAGGACAGUUUAGGUGGGGCAACAAUAACAUCUAUUAUCGCAACGCUCUCACCUGCCUCCACGAAUUACGAGGAAACAAUAUCCACACUUGAAUAUGCGGCAAGAGCAAAAUCCAUCAGAAACCACCCCGAAUGCAAUCAGAAGCUUUCUAGAAAGGCUUUGCUCAAGGAAUAUAACGAAGAAAUAGAACAGCUUCGACGAGACCUGCGUUCUGCCCGUGAGAAGAAUGGAAUAUUCCUUAGUCAGGAAAGCUACCAAGGUAUGGAAAAAGAAAUUGCUGAAAAGACGGAGCUGUUAACCGAGUUGGAAGGACAACUUGAUGGAGCGAUUGGAAAACUUCAGAAGUUCAUUGAGGAUCAAGAAAUCAUGGAUGAGCAAUACCGGCAACUUUACCACCGUAACAAGAGAUUAGAGUCUAAGUUGGAGCAACGGGUUAAUGAGCUGGACGAGACCAAGAAGGAUUUGGCUAAAACCACAGGUCUUCUUAAUUCAACUAAAGGCGCACUUGACCAAGUGCACAAUAUUGCAAAAAAGUUAUCUGAAACGUUGAAAGAGACAAGACACGUAGUUUAUGAUCAGCAAUUUGAAAUGGAGGAUUGGUGGAAUAAGGAAGAAUUGCUUCUUCAGUUGAAUUCACAGAACAGGCAACUUGCAGUUGCUACUCGUUGCAAGGUUAUUCCUACAAUUAACAACUGUUGUGAGGCGUUAUCUGGACAUCUUUCUACAAGUGCGGAUCUUCGCAACGAAAUAAACAAGCAAAUUGAGACCGAUUUGUCGGAAGCGAGCGGUUAUCUCGACCAGGCUGAAGUGGACCUUCGUAGAGCUGAUAGUACAUUCCAAAGAAAAAUUGCUGAAGUGGAGAAUCAAUGCCAGUCAGCUGUUUCAAGAACAGUUGGUUACUGUGAUGAGUUUGACGUGGUAAUGAAAGAGAAUAUGAACACCGCCAUUUCAAUGACGGAAGAGAUCUCACAGUUGUCAGCGAACAUGAAAAAUGAAGCUGCAAAUUUAUCGAAAAUAUUCGAAGAACUGAGAAAGGAGUCCCAAUCCAUGUUGACGCGAAGACGAGAAAUGAUAGAAGAAGAUCGUUCCCAUCGGGCAGUUAAUGUCCCUGCAUUGCGAAAACAACAAGAGAGGACAUCUAAAAUAGUUGAAUUGGCGCAUGCGAUCGUCACCGAAUGUAAUCAGUACCAACAAGAAAACUGCAGCAUCUUGGAUGCGAUGGAAUCUCACGAUCAAGACGUGUUUGAGAAGAACAUAACAGACCUGGAGACAUGGGAAUCUGCCUUCCAAGGCCUAGAAGACGUAGCUAUGGAAGCUCUUAGUGCUAUGAACGAAACCAAUUCCAGAACAGCUGAUCUUAGUAGUUCAAGGAAAUUUUCCAUCCCUUGCGUUCUCAAAGAGACUGCUUCUACUGCCUCUCAACUCAACAAAAGUGUUAAGAAAGAAACUGACACGUUCAUGGCAGGGAUACAAUCCCUAAACAAGUCUAGUUACGAUGAUGUCAAGAAUUUUAUGAUUUCUAUUGGACAGUAUUGUAAUGAACUCAGGAAUCUUACUUGUGAGACCGAAAAUAAACGAUUGGUUACCCAGAAAGAAGAGGCAAAUCGGGAGCAGAAUAUAGUACAAACUGUGAGAGAUCACCUUGGAAAUAUCAACGAGUAUGUAACAUCCAUGACAGAUGAGCACUGGCUUCAUCCUCAAAGUUCAGGUAAAACACCAAAGAAAGUCCAUCGUCAAGUAGCCAGCGACGAUGAUAUACCUCGAGUUCCAAAGAUGAGGAAAAUCCUAGAAUCUAAUGGUUUUUAUACGGAGACACCUCGAAAAUCGUCGUUCCGUACACGGGAAUCACUUCUGGAGGUGCAAAACAUCUGUCUAUCACCCGAUACGCUAGCCGCAAAUAGAAAGGCUCGCUUGGAGGACAUUUCAGAGGAGAGCGGCAAUACAACCACUACUAAUCGAUCCAGCGAGAAAUCCAAAUUUGACUUAGAAAACUGA
Messenger RNA from Necator americanus (New World hookworm), 2910 nucleotides. RefSeq lists its product as uncharacterized. The record is from RefSeq and is a predicted model, not a curated record. Gene Ontology annotation, cellular component: mitotic spindle; spindle microtubule; nucleus. Lineage: Eukaryota; Metazoa; Nematoda; Chromadorea; Rhabditida; Ancylostomatidae. The transcript is spliced from 28 exons. Gene Ontology annotation, biological process: microtubule-based movement; spindle elongation; mitotic spindle assembly. Bases 1 to 2910 code for a protein of 969 amino acids. Gene Ontology annotation, molecular function: ATP binding; plus-end-directed microtubule motor activity; microtubule binding.